This is a messenger RNA of Melitaea cinxia (Glanville fritillary), 5851 nucleotides long. RefSeq names its product ATP-binding cassette sub-family C member 4-like. The record is from RefSeq and is a predicted model, not a curated record. The transcript is spliced from 25 exons. Lineage: Eukaryota; Metazoa; Arthropoda; Insecta; Lepidoptera; Nymphalidae. Gene Ontology annotation, molecular function: ABC-type transporter activity; ATP hydrolysis activity; ATP binding. Gene Ontology annotation, cellular component: membrane. The coding region runs from base 343 to 4479 and encodes 1378 amino acids. Gene Ontology annotation, biological process: transmembrane transport.
UAGAGCGAGAGAUGCGAGCGCACGUCGUUCCUGCCGUUUGUCAGUAGUUCAGUUUGUCGGCGACUCGGUGGCAGAACGGUGUUGUGCACUCUUGUUUGAGCACUCGCACGGACCCACCGCUUACCAUUCUAUCUGUGAUACACUUCUUAUUGACUUCAGAAUUUCGUCGUACUUAAUAUUUUUACAUGUUUUAAUUAUAAAUAAAAUUUUGAAUUUAUUAACGUCGUGAUAAAAAAGUGGCCCUGGGGACGUGAGUGCGGUUAGUUUUUUCGUGGAAUCGUAUAAAGGCUAUUGAAUCCUAAUUCAAUACGUCUUUUCGUACAGUGAAAUUAAUCCUGCAACAUGGACUCAAAAGUGGUGCUAACGGAGAAAAACCCCAAUGAUCAAGCAGGUUUUUUAUCAAAAGUAUUUUUAUGGUGGAGCAUACCACUUUUCAAACGAGGAUACAAACAAGGACUAACGAUAGAUGAUCUCUUCCAAGCCCGCAAUAAUGAUCAUUCUGGUCGCUUGGGCGACCGACUCGAGCAGUCGUGGCUAAAGGAAGUAGAAAAAUGUAAAAACAAAAAAGACAGACCUUCUCUCACCAGAGCAAUCGUAAGCUGCUUCUGGGUCGACUAUAUGAUGUGUGGAUUAUUAGUAGGAUUGCUUGUCGUUAUUUUAUGGCCCAUGAUACCCUUCGUUCUAGCAUUGUUUAUAGAAUAUUUUGCUGGGGAAAAGACGCCCGAAACAUAUAAAAAUGCACAUAUUUAUAAUUUUGUACUGAACUUUUUAUCGAUUUUGACCGCUCUAAUGUUUAGCCACGCGACUCUAACCCAGAGCUGUGUCGGUAUGAGAGUCAGAAUAGCAGCUUGUUCAAUAUUAUACAGAAAGAUCUUGAAGCUGAACCGGAUCGGUUUGAGUAAAACAGAAGCUGGACAAGUCAUCAAUUUGAUGUCGAACGACGUAAACCGUUUCGAUCAAGCUGCUUUAUAUUUGCACUACAUCUGGGUGAUGCCAAUCUUAGUGCCGUUGGUCUCUUAUCUCGUGUGGCAACACAUCGGGGUUGCGACCUUAUCUGCUCUCGCCGUCAUAUUCAUACAAGCUGUAGUAAUACAAGCUUAUCUAAGUAGAAGUCAAGGUACUUUUAGAGGGAAAAUAGCAAAACGUACUGAUCAAAGAGUUAAAGUGAUGAGCGAAUUAGUAAACGGCGUGCAAGUAAUUAAAAUGUAUGCAUGGGAAAAGCCGUUCGAGAAGCUGGUAGAUAAACUUCGAAAAUGGGAAGUUAAGUUUAUUCUACGUACUUCGUACAUCAAAGGUUUUUCGAUAGCCCUCAGCGUCUUCACAGAACGUUUCAUUUUAUUCGCUGCUGUGAUUACUUUCGUAGUGUUAGGAGGAGAAAUUCGAGCGGGCAUCACUUUUUCUCUCGUUCAAUACUAUAAUCUGUUGCAAAUGGCUUGUAACAUUUUCUUCCCGUUGGCGCUGGCGAUGGCAGCCGAAUCUAGAGUUUCCAUUAGACGACUCGAGGACUUUUUAUUACUCGAAGAGUUGGAUAAAGAAGAGACAAAAUUGGUCGGGAUAACUCCUAACAUCUUAAGCAACGGAUCUGAAAAAGAUAACGUAAACAGUAAAUACAAACCUUCGACAUUGGUACUGUCGAACCUAAGUGCCAGCUGGCAAACCAACCCUAUCGUGCACACGCUGAGGAACAUCUCCCUGACCGCCCACCCCGGCGAGUUCGUCGGUGUCGCUGGCCUAGUGGGUUCGGGCAAAUCUACCCUUCUACAAGUGAUCCUGGGCGAGCUGCCACCGGCACAAGGCACGAUCAGUAUCGGAGGCGCCCGCAUCGCAUACGCGAGUCAAGAACCGUGGCUCUUCGUAGCUACCGUCAAACAGAACAUACUAUUCGGUCUGCCCUACGACAAACUGAGAUAUAAGAAGGUGGUGACCGCGUGUGCUUUACUUCGCGAUUUCGAGCAACUACCGCACGGUGACGCGACGCUUGUUGGAGAGCGAGGAAUAAGCCUCAGUGGGGGACAGCGCGCGCGUAUUGGACUCGCGCGAGCUUGCUAUAGAAAUGCCGAUAUCUAUCUUUUGGAUGACCCGUUAUCAGCUGUAGACACUCAUGUCGGCAAACAUUUGGUAUCUGAAUGCGUGAUGGGACUUCUACGACACUCUACGAGAAUUCUCGUCACCCAUCAAUUGCACCACCUUAAGAGCGCUGAUAAGAUUGUGAUUCUGCAAAAUGGUGAAAUUGAUACUCAAGGUACUUUCGAUGAAGUAUCAAAAACUAAGUUGUUCGAAGAAUUGCUUCAAGAAGAAGAGACCGAGGAAGACGCUGGCAAUCGUGGUCGGCUACUGAGACAGCGAACUAUGUCUAUUCAGUCACACUCAAGCGUCAGUACGACGGCGGAAAACGCGGCAGAGGAAUUGGAAGAAGAAGCCCAGGAAACUUCUGAAUUGAUGGAAAAAGGUCGAGUAUCAGGAAAAGUGUACAUGAAAUACUUCCGCGCCGGCACCGGUUGGUGUCUGCUGUCAACUACCAUCAUUUCAAUCAUUGUUGCUCAGAUCGUCACCUCUGCGACCGAUCUGUGGCUCACAUAUUGGAUGAACUCUGUGGAGGAUAAUGUCUCAAGACUUAAAGAAAGAGAAAACACUGGCAACUUAAGUUUGAUCGGCAACAGCUCGCGCAGUAACAACUCACUCAGUAACGGCUCGUUAAGUAACGAUGAAGUUUUGGACACUUUAAAUAGUACCUCGUCUCUGGGGAGCUUGGUAUCGAGCACCACAAUGAACCCUAACCUCACGGUCAUCGGCACCAUGGUGAAGACAGCUAUGGCAAUGAAUAAUAUGACGUCAAACGAAGCACCAUUUGAUCAUUCAAUAUACAUGUACGUCUGGGCAACCGGUAUUUUAGGUUGCGUCAUUUUCACCACUGGAAGAUCGCUCAUGUUUUUGUGGGUCUGCAUGCGAAGCUCCGUCAAGCUCCAUAACCAGAUGUUCAGCAGCAUCAUGUCAGCGACGAUGCGCUUCUUCGACACCAAUCCGUCGGGGCGUAUACUCAAUCGGUUCUCGAAGGAUAUGGGAGUCAUCGACGAGAUCAUUCCGAGGAUGUCUUUGGAGAGUAUUCAGGUGUUCAUGGUGAUGAUCGGUAUAUUGGCGAUGGUUGCCAUUGUUAAUCCUUACAUGUUGCUGACCACGGCUUUCUGUGGAGUUUGUAUGUAUUUGUGGAGUAUUCUUUACUUGCAUACAGCGCAAGCGAUAAAGAGGGUGGAGGGCGUGGCGCGCAGCCCGGUGUUCUCGCACGUGUCGGCCAGCAUGGCGGGCCUGUUCACGGUGCGCGCGUGCGGCGCGCAGGAGCUGCUGCGCGCGCAGUUCGACGACAAGCAGGACGUGCACACCUCCGCCUGGUAUUUAACUCUGAUCACCAACACUGCGUUUUCAAUAUAUCUGAGUCUUAUCUCGGCAUUGUACGUUGUGGUCGUAUCCUACACAUUCUUACUUCUCGAUGACGGAACAACAAAAUCCGGUAACGUCGGCCUAGCGAUCAGCCAGGGGCUCAUCCUGGUGAACAUGGUGCAGCACGGGAUCAAGAUGAUGACGGAGGUGGUGUCGCAGAUGAUCAGCGUGGAGCGCGUGCUCCAGUUCUCGAAGCUGCCGCAGGAGGCGGCGGCCGGGCCGCCCGCGCCGCGCGACUGGCCCACGCGGGCGCGCCUCGUCUUCAAGGACCUGUACCUGCGCUACGACCGCGAGGCCGAGCCCGUGCUCAGGGACCUGAACAUCGUCAUCGAGAGCGGCUGGAAGGUUGGCGUGGUUGGGCGUACCGGAGCGGGUAAAUCGUCGCUUAUAUCUGCUCUCUUCCGUCUGGCGCCGAUCGACGGUCACGUGUUAAUCGACGAUGUCGACACCGGCGAAAUAGCUCUCAAGGAUCUGCGAUCCAGGAUAUCCAUUAUUCCCCAAGAACCAGUGCUGUUUUCAGCAAGCCUGCGAUACAAUUUAGAUCCCUUCGACAAAUAUAGUGAUGCCGAAAUAUGGAUGGCUUUGGAACAGGUGGAGCUGAAGCAGUCGGUGUCGUCGCUGUCGGCCGCCGUGGAGGCGGGCGGCGCCAACUUCAGCGCGGGCCAGCGCCAGCUGCUGUGCCUGGCGCGCGCCGCGCUCGCGCGCAACCGCCUGCUCGUGCUGGACGAGGCCACCGCCAACGUCGACCCCAACACUGACGCCCUGAUUCAAAAAUCAAUACGUAAAUUUUUCUCUGAUUGUACUGUGCUGACAGUAGCGCAUCGCUUGCACACAGUCGCGGAUUCGGACCGAGUUGUUGUAAUGGAGGCAGGUCGAAUUGUAGAGUGUGGUCACCCUCACGAUUUGCUCCAAAACGAAAAUGGUCACUUUACAAAAAUGGUUAAUCAGUUGGGUCCCGCUUCUGAACAAAGUCUACGCGAAACUGCGCAUAACGCUUAUUUACAACAUAUAAAAUACGUCGACGCCGACGACCAAACGCAAUAACUUGCAAUUAUAAAGUGCAUAUUUACGUGUUACGGGUGUAAUAUUACGGUAGGGUGACUUACGACACAAUCAAAUCUUUUGUUGUCAUAAGCUAACUAGACGAUCGCGCGCCCUACGACGGCGAAUCCGCGAAUUUUCUUUACAAAGCUUGACAUAAUUAUAGACCCCGUAACACGUAAAUACUAAUAAUUUAUAUUAUAUUUAGUACUUUUAUAAAGCAAAGCUUUUGCUUAUGGCUGAAUUUUACGACAGUGACAGUGUGAUUUUAAUGAACUAAAUGGAAAUUUAUGAAUGUGCCUUGGAAUGUAUACUUUAAUGUUAGGCAUAGGAACUACAAUUUUUUUUAGCAGAAGCUCUUAUUGAACAAACAAAACAUAAGAUUUGCCUAAUAUAACAUUAAUACCUCAAGAGAAUUUUCGAUGUUUUUGUAGUGUGUUAAUAUUUAAAAUAUUACAAAUGGUGUAUGAAUGAUACAUAAUUAUUUACUUUUUAUUCAGAGACAGGUGAUUCACAAAGUUUACUUAAAAUAUUUUUAUAUUAAUAAAUACAUCUUAUAUGUAGAAUUAUAAGUGUAGUACUAUUUCAUACAGUAUACUUGUGUCCAUGCUGACAUAAGGUUCGAUAUAAACAUUGUUUUUACAAAUAUUUUUGUGGUUUUAAGUAGGACUCAAUAUACCAUGCAGGUUAUUAUCCACCCAUUAGUUAGAAAAUUCCCAUCCAAAUUAAUUUAGCUGUUCUUAAGAAAACAAACGAAUAACUAAGUAAAAUAAAAAUGGGUUUCAUGCAUUUAUAUUGUAUAAUUUAUGCUAUGAAAAAGGCAAAAGCAUCACAUAUGUAUCUUGUCAAUUAAUUAUAUUUGUAUGUGUAAUUUUGAAUUAUUUAGUUUAUAUAUACUGUGUACAUGCUUGAGUCACAGAAGACCAAAAUAAUUUAGGCUUAUAUGUCACAAACUACUUAUUCUAAGUACUUAAAAAUGUCAAAUUUUUUAUAAUAAACCAAUAAUGUUUUAUUCCUUAUGACUCCUUCUUUUGUCUAUCUUACAGUUUCCUUUACUUUUAUUUUGUUACUUACAGUAAACUUUAGAGCUGUGCAUUUACAAUUAGAUUUUGAUUGUUUUAUUUAAGAAUUUGAUUAGAUAUUAGUUAUAUAAUAUGUUACUUAUUAAGUGUUAACAUUGUAAUGUUCUUAAAAAACCAAGUAGAUUGUAAGCAAAUUAAAUAUUUGUUUAUUUAAUUCUAUAUAUUAGUAGAAUAGUUUAAUGUUUUGAAUAAUUGGAUUGCUUAUAAAGUAUGUUUAAAAAAUUAAUUAUUUAUUGAACAUAUAAAUGUAUAAAAUCAGUGAAUAUUUCAUUAUAAUAAAGAAUAUAAUUUUA